AUGGCCCAUCGCCUGUCGCCCGCCGCCCGCCCGCCGCCCGCCGCCAUGAGGCGCGGGGGUCCCGCUGCCAUCGCCGCCUGCCUCGCCGGGGCUCUCGCUGUGCUGGCGGGACCGGGGCCGGGCAGUGCCACUGGGACCGGCCGGCGACCCCCCCGCAGCUACGGGCACCUGGAGGGCGACGUGCGCUGGCGGCGACUCUUCUCCGCCACCCGCUUCUUCCUGCGCAUCGACGGCGGCGGCGGCGUGGAGGGGACGCGCUGGAGGGAGCGGCCGGGCAGCAUCGUCGAGAUCCGGUCGGUGCGUGUUGGUGUCGUGGCCAUCCGGGCGGUGCACACCGGCUUCUACCUGGCCAUGAACAAGCGGGGGAGGCUCUACGGGUCGAAGGAGUUCAGCCCCAACUGCAAGUUCACAGAGCGCAUCGAGGAGAACGGCUACAACACCUACGCAUCGCUGCGCUGGCGGCACUGCGGCCGCCCCAUGUUCCUCUCCCUCAACAGCAAGGGCAGGCCACAGCGAGGGGGCAAGACACGCCGGCAGCACCUCUCCACACACUUCCUCCCCAUGCUUGUUGGCUGAGCGACACGAGCAGCUCCGGACAGUCCUGUAGGAAAAAAACCAAGAAAGGAUUCUUUUAUUUA
Messenger RNA from Corapipo altera (White-ruffed manakin), 638 nucleotides. It is a transcript of the gene FGF22, whose product is annotated as fibroblast growth factor 22. The transcript has 3 exons. Bases 1 to 576 code for a protein of 191 amino acids. Lineage: Eukaryota; Metazoa; Chordata; Aves; Passeriformes; Pipridae. The record is from RefSeq and is a predicted model, not a curated record. Gene Ontology annotation, molecular function: growth factor activity; fibroblast growth factor receptor binding. Gene Ontology annotation, cellular component: cytoplasm. Gene Ontology annotation, biological process: positive regulation of protein phosphorylation; fibroblast growth factor receptor signaling pathway; animal organ morphogenesis.